AUUAUGAACGGUCUGGGUAAACUCCUGGUUUUCCACUUUCUGCUGUGUCUCGGACAAAUUGGUAAGAAAACCAAGUUUAUGUCUCAGUCUCAAACUUUAAAAUGUGUCYCUUACGUUUGUUUUCAUUUGUCUUUGACAGUCCAUGGGUUUAAGAUCAUACAUGGAAAAGAAGUUCCAAAGAACUCAAUGCAGUACAUGGUCUCAAUACAAGACAAAUAUGGUUUUCAUCUGUGUGGAGGAUUCCUCAUCCGGGAGGARUUUGUGGUCACUGCUGCGCACUGUGACGAACUAGAAUCACCGAUACAUCAAAUCUUUCUGGGAAGCCACAAUCUCAGGAAGAAUGGAAUAUUAAAAACAUUUGACUAUAAAUGCAAGCCCCCAACUUACGAGAACCUUGGACUUGGUGAUGACAUAAUGCUUCUUAAAUUGUCUGAGAGAGUGGAUCAAAACGACAGAAUAAAAACAGUUCCACUUCCAACAUCUGUGGUGAACCUGAAAGAAAGCGAACAGUGCUCUGUGGCUGGAUGGGGGAAAAUUUCAACCCUCUCGUCUACUAUUAACGAUCUAAGAGUGGUGAAUGUGUCCAUCAUUGAACCAGAAGUCUGCAAAGAGGAGUGGUUGAACCUUCCUUCCAAAGUGAUUUGUGCUGGUGGAUAUAAAACAAACAAGGGGUUCUGUCAGGGUGAUUCUGGUGGGCCUCUCGUGUGCCGAGGGAAACCUGUUGGUGUUGUGUCUUUCAACAAUCGUGGAAUUUGCAACUACCCAAAUAGACCCAAUGUUUACACAGAUCUUUCAAAAUUCCUACCAUGGAUCAACAAGAUUCUGAGCGCGAACAAGUGUGAAACGUAAACUUGUUGCCCUGCAUUUUGCAACACUGUAUCAGGCACAGGAGGGGGAACGGCUCGUCCUAUUUCAGCCACUGUGUCAGCUUUUGCUCUUAAUCUGAAUAAAACUUGAAGCAUUCAAACCCUUGCGGCUCAUUUCUUUGCCUGAAAACAAGAAACACAAAUGCAAACAAUAAAAACAAAAUGUAGUC
Molecule: messenger RNA, 1036 nt
Organism: Austrofundulus limnaeus
Lineage: Eukaryota; Metazoa; Chordata; Actinopteri; Cyprinodontiformes; Rivulidae
Product: trypsin-3
Exons: 4
Coding region: 4-849 (281 amino acids)
Biological process (GO): proteolysis
Molecular function (GO): serine-type endopeptidase activity
Source: RefSeq, a predicted model, not a curated record